ACGCUCAUACGGCGACGGAGCGGAAAUGGGGCGUUUCUUCAGGCUGACCCCAACAUUCCAGUUGUCCGUCCGCGAAGUUCGGGAGAGUUCUGCGUUCGAGCAACAGGACAACUGAACCGAACCCGGUAGAACCGGAGCAGGCGAGCGCGAUGACGGCGGUGCGCGUGAUUCUGGCGCUGAUUCUGAGCUUCCUUCAGCUCUGCCGGACCGAACCGCGACCCGGAACACCAGAUGAGUUGUUGGUGAUUACAGCAGCUACAGAAGUGACCGAUGGCUACUUGAGGUUCAUGAGGACAAUCAGACAGUUCAACUACACUGUUCAGGUUCUGGGUCUGGGUGAGGAGUGGAAGGGUGGUGAUGUGGCCAGGACUGUUGGUGGUGGUCAGAAGGUUCGCUGGCUGAAGAAAGAGCUACAGAAACACAAAGACAAACAAAACACUGUCGUCAUGUUUGUAGACAGUUAUGAUGUGAUUUUAGCCAGCGGUCCAGGCGAGCUGCUCAGGAAGUUUUCUGAAUUUGCUCAUCGUGUGGUUUUCUCUGCGGAGGGAUUCUGCUGGCCGGACCAAAGACUCGCUUCAAAAUACCCAGCGGUGCACAAUGGCAAACGCUACCUCAACUCUGGAGGUUUUAUUGGCUACGUUCCUGAGAUUUAUGGCAUUGUGCAGCAGUGGAAAUACAAAGACGAUGAUGAUGACCAGCUGUUUUACACACGCAUCUACCUGGACAAAGAGCAGAGGAGAAAGUUCAACAUUACGCUGGACCACAAAUCCCAGAUAUUUCAGAACCUUAAUGGAGCCAUAGAUGAAGUGGUCCUGAAGUUUGAGAAAUCUCGAGUCCGGGCUCGGAACGUGGCCUAUGACACACUUCCUGUUAUUAUCCAUGGCAACGGGCCGACUAAGCUGCAGCUGAAUUAUCUGGGUAAUUACGUGCCGACAGCGUGGACAUAUGAGCACGGCUGUGGAAUCUGUGAUGAUGAUCUUCUCGAUCUGAAUCCGCUAUCUGACGAGGAAAUGCCGCUGGUUCAUCUCGCUGUAUUUAUCGAGCAGCCGACACCGUUUCUAGAAGAAUUUCUGGAGAGACUCGCAAUACUGAACUACCCACACACACGCUUGCGGCUCUUCAUACACAACAACGUAGUCUAUCAUGAGCAGCACGUGGAGCGGUUCUGGACGCGUCAUCGCUCACUGUUCGCCGGGGCGAAAAUAAUUGGACCAGAGGAAAACCUUCGGCAGGACCAGGCCAGAACCAUGGCAGUGGAGGCGUGUAAGAAGGAUGUGACCUGUGAUUAUUUCUUCAGUAUAGACUCUGACGUUGCGCUGACUAAUCUAGAUGUUUUACAAAUUCUCAUUGAAGAGAACAAGGGUGUGAUAGCACCCAUGUUGUCCCGUCACGGGAAGCUCUGGUCAAACUUCUGGGGUGCUUUGAGUCCUGAGGGCUUUUAUUCCCGAUCUGAGGAUUACAUCGACAUCGUGCAGAGCAAACGAGUUGGUCUGUGGAACGUCCCGUACAUCACUCAAGUGUAUCUGAUUCGUGGAGAGACGCUGCGCACGCGUCUGGCUGCGGUUUCUCUCUAUCAGCAGGAGGGAAUGGAUCCCGACAUGACGUUCUGUAAGAGCGUCCGCGAGCAGGGUGUGUUCAUGUUUGUAUCAAACAGAGAUGAGUUUGGUCGUCUGGUCUCCUCCAGUAACUAUAACACCAGUCGUCUGUAUCCAGACAUGUGGCAGAUAUUUGACAACCCAGCGGACUGGAGGGAGAAAUAUAUCCAUGAGAAUUAUUCCAGGAUUUUUGAGGAUGAUGAUGAUGUUGUUCAACAGCCGUGUCCAGAUGUGUACUGGUUUCCUGCGUUCUCUGACAGAAUGUGCGACGAGCUUGUUGAAACAAUGGAGCAUUUUGGCCAGUGGUCAGGAGGAAAACACACGGACGAGCGGUUGGCAGGUGGUUAUGAGAAUGUUCCAACAGUAGAUAUUCACAUGAAUCAGAUACAGUAUGAGAAGGAGUGGCUCAAAUUUCUCAAAGAUUACAUCGUUCCUGUUACCGAAAAACUCUACCCAGGAUAUUAUCCAAAGGCUCAGGCCGUGAUGAAUUUUGUGGUUCGUUAUCGUCCUGAUGAGCAGCCGUCACUCCGCCCACAUCACGACUCCUCCACAUUCACCAUUAACAUCGCUCUCAACAGCAAAGGCAAAGAUUACGAGGGGGGAGGCUGCAAGUUUCUGCGUUACGACUGUAAGGUGGAGUCUCCCAGGAAGGGCUGGUCAUUUAUGCAUCCCGGACGUUUGACGCAUUAUCACGAGGGGCUGCCCACCACCAGAGGAACACGAUACAUCAUGGUGUCAUUCGUUGACCCUUGAAAGCCUUCUGAACUCUGUGUGAGUGUGAGUGUGUGUGUGUGUGUGUGUGUGUAUUUGUGUGAGUGAGUGAGUGAGUGAGUGAGUGAGUGAGUGAGUGUGUUUGUGUGUGAGUGUGUUUAUGUGUAUGUGAGUGAGAGUGUGUGUGUGUGUAUGUGAGUGUGUGUGUGUAUGUGAGUGUGUGUGUGUCUGUGUGAGUGUGUGAGUGUGUGUCUGUGUGUGUGUGUGUGAGUGAGUGAGUGAGUGUGAGUGUGUGUAUGUGAGUGUGAGUGAGUGAGUGAGUGAGUGUGAGUGUGUGUAUGUGAGUGUGAGUGAGUGAGUGAGUGAGUGUGAGUGUGUGUAUGUGAGUGUGAGUGAGUGAGUGUGUGUGUGUGAGUGUGUUUGUGUAUGUGAGUGAGUGUGUGUGUGUGUGUGAGUGAGUGAGUGAGUGUGUGUGUGUGUGUGUAUGUGAGUGAGUGUGUGUGUGUGUAUGUGUGUGAGUGUGUUUGUGUGUAUGUGUGUGAGUGUGUUUGUGUGUAUGUGUGUGUGUGUGUAUGUGAGUGAGUGUGUGUGUGUGUAUGUGAGUGAGUGUGUGUGUGUGAGUGUGUGUGUGUAUGUGAGUGAGUGUGUGUGAGUGUGUGUCUGUGUGAGUGUGUGAGUGAGUGAGUGUGUGUGUAUAUGUGAGUGUGUGUGUGUGUAUGUGAGUGUGAGUGAGUGAGUGUGUGUGUGUGUGUGUGUGUGUGUGUGUGUGUAUGUGAGUGAGUGUGUGUGUGUAUGUGAGUGUGUGUGUGUGUGUGUGUAUGUGAGUGAGUGUGUGUGUGUAUGUGAGUGUGUGUGUAUGUGA
Messenger RNA from Myxocyprinus asiaticus (Chinese sucker), 3168 nucleotides. Its product is annotated as multifunctional procollagen lysine hydroxylase and glycosyltransferase LH3-like. The record is from RefSeq and is a predicted model, not a curated record. The coding region runs from base 150 to 2348 and encodes 732 amino acids. Gene Ontology annotation, biological process: peptidyl-lysine hydroxylation. Gene Ontology annotation, cellular component: endoplasmic reticulum. The transcript is spliced from 19 exons. NCBI's taxonomy places the organism in Eukaryota, Metazoa, Chordata, Actinopteri, Cypriniformes, Catostomidae. Gene Ontology annotation, molecular function: L-ascorbic acid binding; procollagen glucosyltransferase activity; procollagen-lysine 5-dioxygenase activity.